Molecule: messenger RNA, 828 nt
Organism: Rotaria sordida
Lineage: Eukaryota; Metazoa; Rotifera; Eurotatoria; Philodinida; Philodinidae
Source: the annotation of a GenBank genome assembly
AUGUAUGAACAACAUUCAACUGGAUAUUAUAAUACAAAAGAACAACGUUUCAAUGAUAAAUUUCCUUUAUCAAUUAUAGCAACAUUAGCUGUUAUACAAAUGUUAACUACAUUUGCAAUAUUUAUUCUUGAAAUUGGACAUAAUAUUCUUCAUAUAAAACUAACUAAUUUAUUUAUUGGAUUUUGGACUGCAAUACCAUUUACUAUUUUAUGGAUAUCGAUGUUUGCAGUUGUUUGUUGUUGUCGUCGACAAAGUUGUGCUACACAUGCUGUUAUACAAAAUAUAUUUGGUUUAAUAUUUGCUUGUAUUUUAAUUGGAUUUAAUAUUAUUUUUAUUCGAGAACCAAAUAAAUGUUUUUUUAGUGAAGGAAUUUGUCAAACAUUAUCAUGGACAAGUUAUAUAUCAGAAUCAAUUGAAUGUUUAGUUGAUGGUGUUUCAGAUGGUUGUGGAAAUACUCGUAUAUCUUUAAUAUUAGGUCAACUUGUAUCUGGUAUUCUUAUGGCUAUUACGUGUCUCAUUUAUUUAACUAUUUAUUGUAUAAUAUAUUUACGAGUAUCAAAAGCAAAUCAAUGUAAAAUACAAACACCAGCUGAAGUUGUUAUGGCACCUGUGUAUCCAUCGAAUCAAAAAAUAUUACCUAUGACUAUUAGUCAUCAUCAUCAAUCUUGUACAUUUUCUUCUCAUCCAUAUCAAGGACCAGUACCUGUUAUGAUGGCUGUUUAUCCACCACAAGCACCACCAUUACCAUCAGAUAUGAAUUAUCUUAAUCAUAUUCCAAUAAAUCAAUAUUCAACAAAAUAUGCACAACUAACAAAUGAACGAUUUUAA